Messenger RNA from Symbiodinium pilosum, 1038 nucleotides. The record is from the annotation of a GenBank genome assembly. NCBI's taxonomy places the organism in Eukaryota, Dinophyceae, Suessiales, Symbiodiniaceae.
AUGCUGAAGCAGAGACUGCUCUUGCCGACAUAUCUGCUUUCCAUCGCCUGUGGCCUGUUUCUGCGAUAUUUUGAUGGCCGUUGCUUCAGUGCUUUCAAACAGCAGGGGCCAUUGCGGGCGCUUCGGGAAAAGGCCGGCUUGGAAUUGCGAACAAGGGUUAGCAACCCAAACAUGACGUACACCCCGGAGACCAGAAAACUGCUGGGACGAAUCUCAGCUGCGCGCGAGCGAGGAGACUGGCAGAAGGUGCGAUCUCUCUACCGCAGUUACAGUGGUAUGGAGCUGCCAGUGUUUCACGCAGUGCUUCACGCAGCGUACGGCUGUGGACAGUACAGUGAAGCGGCUGCGACAUAUGAUGAGCUUUGCCAUUUGAACAUCACUUUGGACGGAGCCGCCUUCGCCACCGGCAUCAAGAUUUUUGCGAAGCUGGGAGAUCCUGAGCGUGUUCGUUCCAUCUGGACAGACGCCAUGCAGUCUUGUAAGCUUGAUGAGGUGAUAGCAGCAGCCCGCAUUGAUGCCGCCGCGGCAGAAGGUGACAUAGAGAGCGCCGCGAAAGUUCUGGACCAAAUGAACCGCACCGGCGUAAACAUUAAUAUUGCUCACAUUACUUCUGCGAUACGUGCUUGCUGGGAGGCUCCGGGUUCUGGGCACAACGCUGCUGAGUAUCUCUUCAACUUAUCACUUGCCUUAGACUUGCAGCCGAAUGUGGUCACGUUUACCAGCCUAAUGGGAGCCUAUGCCAGUGCUCCUUUGUCGCGCAUCCUCUGUGCCCGUGAUGUUAUGAAGACGUUGCAAGUUUCGGCCAAUAAAGCUUUUGCGGAGGUUUACUUAAACACUUUGCUCCAAAACACGAAGGAGGAGUGGCAAGAUGUGCGCGCAGUUCAGGCGGUGUGCGCAAAGCUUGCAAAGAAGUCGCCGGAGAGGCUUGCUGUGGCGCGUAGGGCCUUGGCUGAGUUCCGGAAGGACAAAGUGACUCUCACCACACUUUCUGAGACGAUUGAGCGCGCGUUAGAGCUUGAGGAGUUGGAUUAUGAUUGA